Molecule: messenger RNA, 3324 nt
Organism: Quercus lobata
Lineage: Eukaryota; Viridiplantae; Streptophyta; Magnoliopsida; Fagales; Fagaceae
Exons: 4
Coding region: 1-3324 (1107 amino acids)
Molecular function (GO): catalytic activity
Source: RefSeq, a predicted model, not a curated record
AUGGAGGAUCUCACUCGCAGUUGGCAAAAACUCUCUUUGUCCAGCAAUGAGGGAGAAAAGAUGGACUUAUCAAAGAUUAGGAAAAUACAGGGGCUUGCUCUAGCAGCCAAAUUCUUCUCUUGUAGGUCGUUGAACAUUGAUACGAUGGCUCGGACUUUCCAACCUCUGUGGCGAACAAGUGGAGAUUUUCAUGCCAGUGAUGCUAAGCACAAUCAUGUGGUGUUCACUUUUGAGUUGGAGGAGGAUGUUGAGAAAGUUCUUACGGGCGAGCCUUGGUCGUUUGACAGGCAUUUAGAGGCUUUUAUUCGGUACGAUGGUUCAGUACCAGUCCAAGACCUGCACUUUAAAAGGGUCUCAUUUUGGGUGCAGAUCUAUCGUUUACCGUUCUCUCAUCUUACUAAGGAGAUUGCUUUCAGUUUGGGUGAAAGGAUAGGGCCAAUCGUUAAAACAAGAGAUGCUUCGGAGCUAAGGGGUGGAACAUUCAUGCGUGUGAGGGUCUCAAGUAAGGGGUCGCUUGCAUUGGAGGAACAGCAAUUUGGGGCAUGGUUGCGAGAGCCACAGUUUAAUCCUUCUCGUUGUUAUUAUGUGGAAGUUAAGGGGUUUGAUGCUUUGGAUCAUCCUCGGCGUGUUAUGGUGGAGGAGAAGGGACCGGACGACGAAGUGGGGCUUUCUUUGAUCUCGCCAGUGGGAAAUUUCGGUGUAACGAGGACUAAUACGGAUGGUACGGAGGAUACGGGGCUUGAUUCCCAUAAUCAAAGGCAAGAGGAUUUCUCCGGAGUAAUUUUGGGCAUUAAGGCCAUGGAUCAGGGCAAUUUGAAUUCAAAUCCCAAUUGUCCAACUGGCAGUAUGGAGGUAAGAAAUAAGGAGGUUCUUUCGACAGAAACUACGAGGCAAUCUAUUAUUGAUUUGAAGAAGAGCUGUGAGGAUCGGCGGAGGUUGCUGAGCAGCCCCGCCGGGUCCAAUGAGUCUCAUCAGUUGGAACUGCCGAGGGCUUGGGAACCUCGGACAGUUAAAGCCUUGCAAAAGGUGGUCGAACAAGAAGAGCCCAUUUUAGUCUUCCUUAUAGAGACUAAACUAAAUAAAGAGAAAGUUGAGAAAGUGAGAGAUCAGUGUAAUUUCAGAUUCAGUUGGGUAGUACCUAGUAAGGGUAGGAGUGGAGGUCUUGCUCUUUUUUGGAAGGAUGGUAUUGAGGUUGAAAUACUUGAAGCAGAUCAAUCACACAUAGACACUUUGGUUAAGGGUGGAGUUUCAACAGAUUGGUGGCACUUGACUGGUUUUUACGAGGCUCCUGAAACUUCAAGAAGAGAUGAAUCGUGGGCUUUAUUGAAGGUGAUUCGAGACAGGUCUACAGUACCUUGGCUAGUCAUUGGAGACUUUAAUGAGAUUUUUAGUGUCUCUGAGAAAGAAGGAGGGGGUUCACGACCACGACGGCAAAUGAAGAAUUUCACAGAUACGUUGAACUGGUGUGGACUACGUGACAUGGGCUUUGUGGGACCACGGUUCACGUGGCUUUAUCAGAUGGUGGAUGGGGGUCAGAUCAGAGAAAGGCUAGACAGUGCCGUGGUGUCGUUGGCAUGGGUUGCACGGUUUAAGGAAGCCCGAGUUUACCAUCUUUCAAACUCGGUGUCGGAUCACUCUCCUCUUUCGCUACAUUUUUUCUUGAAACAAAGGAAACGGUUUCAGCGAAAGAUCUUCAGAUUCGAAUCUAUGUGGUCGAAGGAUCCAAAGUGUGAAGACAUAGUUAAGAAUGCUUGGGAGGAAGGAAGUUUGGCUGUUAUUAGUUUUCCGAUAUCGAGGUGUAUGGAGUUGUGUUGGAAUCAGUUAGAAGUGUGGAAUAAAAGGGAGUUUGGGCACGUGGGAUUGAAGAUUAACGAACAACAAAAGAGACUAGAAUGGCUUAAGUUUCAAGCGGCUUCUCCAGCAACCAUCAAUGCAAUGAGGGAGACACGUGUAAAGCUGAAUUGUUGGCUCGACAGAGAAUCAGCCAUAUGGUUUCCAAGGUCCCGUGUGAACUGGUUUCAGGCAGGUGAUCAAAAUACCCGGUAUUUCCAUGCACGAGCUUCAUCACGUUACAAGAAGAACUCCAUUAUUGGUUUGUUGGAUUCAAAUGACAUUUGGCAAAAGGAUGAACAAAAAAUAGAAGAUAUUGUGACCAACCACUACAGUGCACUUUUUUGUUCCUCUGGGCCUACGGACUUUACUGAGUUAUUGGCCGCCAUUCACCUAUGUGUUUCCACUUCAAUGAACCAGAUGCUCAACAUGACUUUCCAAGGCAGUGAAGUGUACUCGGCCCUUAAACAAAUGUAUCCUCUUAAAUCACUAGGUCCGGAUGGCAUGCCUCCUUUAUUUUCCAACAUUUUUGGCCUUCCAUUGGACAAUUGGCUCAAAAAAGUUCUCCCCUCUAUCAUCAGUGAUACCCAAAGUGCCUUUGUGCAUGGUAGGUUGAUUAUGGAUAAUGUUCUUGUGGCUUUUGAGGCUAUGCACCAUAUAAGCCAGAAAAAGGCAAGGAGGAAGGGCGAGAUGGCAUUGAAACUAGAUAUGAGCAAGGUAUACGACCGUGUUGAGUGGGUGUGUCUUGCAAAGAUCAUGGAGAAAUUGGGGUUUGAUUUGAGGUGGAGGAGUUUGAUUAUGAGAUGUGUGACAACAGUAUCAUAUUCAUUCAGAAUUAAUGGGAAGAUUAGCAAUUCCAUUCAGCCUUCGAGGGGACUUCACCAAGGUGAUCCUUUAUCACCUUAUCUUUUUCUCAUUAUGGCUGAAGGUUUGUCUACUUUGAUUAAGAAGUCAAUGGAGGAAGGGGUUCUGGAGGGUAUUUUUGUCUGCAGGAGGGGACCUAAACUUUCACACUUGUUCUUUGCCGAUGAUAGCCUCAUUUUUUGCAAGGCUACCUUAUCUAAUUGUGAUUCUUUACAACGGAUUUUCCAAGUGUAUGAGAAGGCAUCAGGUCAACAACUUAAUCAUGCUAAAACUUCUCUUUUCUUUAGCACCAACACCUCAAGAGAGAUCCAGGAGGAGAUCAAGAUUAGGUUUGGAGCACAGGUUAUCAAACAACAUGAAAAAUACUUGGGAUUGCCAUCCCUUAUGGGGAGGAACAAAAGAGCCAGUUUUAAUGAUAUAAAAGAUAAGCUCUCUAAGAAAUUGGCUGGUUGGAAAGGUAAACUUCUUUCAAAGGCAGGUAAGGAGGUCUUGAUUAAAGCAGUGACCCAAGCCAUCCCCACUUAUACUAUGAGUUAUUUCAAGAUCUCGGAUUCUCUUUGUGACAAGCUUACUAGUAUGAUACGACAAUUUUGGUGGGGACAACAAGGUGAGGAGAAGAAGAUGGCUUGA